Molecule: messenger RNA, 837 nt
Organism: Guyanagaster necrorhizus
Lineage: Eukaryota; Fungi; Basidiomycota; Agaricomycetes; Agaricales; Physalacriaceae
Product: ICMT-domain-containing protein
Exons: 4
Coding region: 1-837 (278 amino acids)
Biological process (GO): C-terminal protein methylation
Cellular component (GO): endoplasmic reticulum; membrane
Molecular function (GO): protein C-terminal S-isoprenylcysteine carboxyl O-methyltransferase activity
Source: RefSeq, a predicted model, not a curated record
AUGGCAGACCCUGUGGAUAGAAUCGACUCUACAAUACGCCAACGACAAGCAGCGGCAGAUCACCCUUUAAAUACUGUUCCUAGUAACAUUAAACCGAAUGGGCGAAUUCCAAAUACCCCGUUGGCUGCGUCUACCAUCUCGUUUCUUCUCGGAUCACUAUUUUCGCUCGGAAUGCUCACUUACGUGGUCGGCGGGUAUGAAUCUUAUUGGUGGUCGACGUAUCAGCUUGGACUCUUCAUCGCGGCAUGGUCAGCCUUUCACUGGGGCGAAUUUGCCGUGACCGCUGGAUGGAAUCUCGAAAAGUGUAGUGUUGACUCCUUUCUCUUGGAUAAUGGCUCAAUGUAUCAUAUUGCCCACGGAACGGCACUGGUUGAAUAUUUCUUGACGUUGUACUUUAAACCAUCCUGGAAAUCGUAUCCCCAUGUCAGCACUGCCGGUCAGCACUUUUCCUUGCUGAUUACCCCAUUAAUAAUGCCUGUGUCCUCAGGUGUUGUUCUCGUCCUCGUGGGACAAGUGUUACGGUCAACAGCAAUGAUACAUGCUACCACUAAUUUUUCCCAUAUGGUUGCCUUCAAGAAACAAGACAGUCACGUAUUGGUCACUGAUGGUGUUUACGCAUGGUUUCGUCAUCCAUCAUACGCCGGAUUCUUCUAUUGGGCACUAGGAACGCAGCUAGUCCUUCAGAAUCCGCUAAGCUUCGUCGGCUUCAUCGUCGUUCUCUGGCGCUUUUUCUACUUCAGGACUAGAGCCGAAGAACGAGCAUUAAUCAAAUUUUUCGGAGAUGAAUAUGUCCAAUACCGACGCUCUGUCGGUACUAAGAUCCCAUUUAUACCAUAG